Molecule: messenger RNA, 1395 nt
Organism: Malaya genurostris
Lineage: Eukaryota; Metazoa; Arthropoda; Insecta; Diptera; Culicidae
Exons: 3
Coding region: 1-1395 (464 amino acids)
Source: RefSeq, a predicted model, not a curated record
AUGCAGACUCACCCUUUCGGUCAUCUUCGUGUGGCGAUCCUGGACUCCUUUCCUGGGGCGCGCCGUCCGUUACGCUUAGCUGGCACGAUCUCGCCUUCCCGACGUCACUGGUUCAGAUCGAUAAGAUUAAAGCGAUCCCAGCUCACUGUGAAGUGGCUCGAUGAUGUCGAUUGCCUGUCCCAAACACUGGAUCAUCAAACCAGCUCGACGAUGAUCUUCCUCCUGGAGCCGUGCCGUUCUCGUCGAAUCGCACUCAGCUGUCUAGCCGCUGCCCUUCAUACACUGUGCGAAGAUGGGCCGGUUGACGCCCACGUGGGUGAUGACGUUGAUGCCGGUGCUCCCACCGGUCUAGCGUUGGAUGCCAAAAUCCAGGAUUUCGGGUUCACCAUUCGAGCCGAAAAAUGUACCUUCGGCAAGAAACAGACACCAUAUCUGGGCUACAUUGUUGACCACCGAGGUCUGCGUUCAGAUCCAGCCGAAAUCAAGGCAAUAGUGCAGCUUCCGCCUCCCACUGACGUUCACGGUUCGAAGUUCCAGUGGACAACGGAGUGCCAGCAGACAUUCGAGCGUUUCAAGCAGAUUCUCACCACCAGAGCACUUACGAAGGCAGAGCAGAACUACAGUCAACCAGAUCGCGAAGGUCUAGCUAUCAUCUCUGCCCUCACCAAGUUUCACAAAAUGAUCUUCGGACGGCGCUUCUUGUUGCAGACUGACGCUCCUCUGCUCCGAAUCUUCGGGUCUAAGAAGGGCAUACCGGUGUACACGGCCAACCAGUUACAGCGCUUUGCCCUUACUCUACUGCUGUACGAUUUCACCAUCGAGUACGUUCCCACUGAUAAGUUCGGUAACACCGACGUGCUGUCCCGGUUGAUAAACCAACACGCGCGAUUAGAAGAAGACUACGCCAUCGCCAGCAUCAUUCUCGAGCAGGAUGUUAGGUCAGUAGCAGGUGAUACCGUAGAUGCGUUGCCUCUUACUUUCAGAAACGUCGCUCGAAGCACUCAAACUGACCCAGUCCUCCGGAAGGCCUACCGUUUUAUAACCGACGGUUGGCCUCAAACGAAAGCAAUCGAUUCGGAGCUAAAACGAUUCCAAGUCAGACAGGAAUCCCUCACUACCGUUGACGGAUGCAUACUGUUCGCUGAAUGGGUCGUCAUCCCAGCUCAGUAUCGCAAGCGUUGCUUAGAUCAGCUUCACAAUGGUCAUCAGUAUGGAGGCCAUCGCCAGGAGCUACGCCUAUGGGCCAUCAAUCGACGAAGACAUCGCCGGUUAUGUAGAAACCUGUCGGCACUGUGCAUCGGUUGCCAAGUCACCGCCUCACGCCCUCCCAGUGCCAUGACCGAAGGCAUCGGGCCCUUGGCAGCGUGUUCACGUAGACUUCGCCGGUCCCAUUGA